Molecule: messenger RNA, 783 nt
Organism: Klebsormidium nitens
Lineage: Eukaryota; Viridiplantae; Streptophyta; Klebsormidiophyceae; Klebsormidiales; Klebsormidiaceae
Source: the annotation of a GenBank genome assembly
AUGGGUAGCAGAGGUUUGAAGACGAAAGAGCUCUUCAAGGACGCUGGCAUGCACAGGGAAGCAAGAUUCAUCGUAGCCACCCGCAUCUGCAGGUACCUCCUCAGUCUCAGCUUCCUCUCCGGCAACUUCUCCGCCCUUCUUUGCUUCUUCCUUUCGGGAAUCGCCGCCUUUUUCUUCGCCACAUUCAUCCUGGUCCUCAGCCCCCUCUACACCGCGGCCAUUCUGCUCACACUCCCUUUCUGGGCCCCCUUGCUGGCGACCUUCCUGGCGUUUUGCGCCACCUUUGUGACACACCUCCUGAGCCUGGUCGCCGUCUCCUUGUGUGGGGCCUUCUGGGUCUACGCCAGCUUCAGGAUCCAACGGGGAGCUCCAGCUAUUCCGCAACGAUCGGACGGUCCGGAAGAGCCUCCAAUUUUCGUGCGCGAGAUCCCUCCAGCCUUGUCGAAUUUCGUAGAGAUGCUCGAGUGCCCUAUCACAAGGCAAAUCAUGCGCGACCCGGUGAUCGCAACCGACGGCUUCACCUACGAGCGCUCGGCGAUCGCCGCGUGGCUCGCCCGCAGCCCCACGUCGCCCAUGACCAACCUGCGGCUGCCCGGUGAUUGGUGGCAGUUGAUUCCAAAUCGGACGGUGAAGGCGCAAGUUGCGGAGUGGCGGGAGAUGCAGCAAACACGGGCGAAGGAGGAGAGGACGUCGGACUUUGCGUUGCGGCGUUUGGUCAAGAAGGUUGCGUCGGCUGCUGGGAGCGUCGACACGUUGCUCUUCGGCCGUUUGGAGGAGCUUUGA